This is a messenger RNA of Paramuricea clavata, 10081 nucleotides long. The record is from the annotation of a GenBank genome assembly. NCBI's taxonomy places the organism in Eukaryota, Metazoa, Cnidaria, Anthozoa, Malacalcyonacea, Plexauridae.
ACCUAAGAUGAGGGGUAUUAGGAAUUCAUCAGGGAACACGAAAAAGUUGUUAGAUAAUGGAAUAUCGUCUUUGGAAGCGCAUGCGUGUCAAACAAGACGUAUGUUUGUACGAGAUAACUCGCGUGUCAUUAUCACCAAAAACUGUUAUUGGCAAAGGCUUUGCUUGCAAUCAUGGUACAUCAAUGAAAUCUGGAUCAGACCUUUACUCCCUAUCAAACAACUAGUACUGGUCACUGAGAACUGGUAGGUGUCACAGUUUCAUUAAGCACCAUCGUGCAAAAGAUGGUCAUCAACCGACAGUUUUCCAAGUCGGAAAAUAAGGUUAAUUUCGUUUCACUAUAAAUAGUGAUCUUAGUGAUUUAAUUUAAUUCGCUUUCUUCUAUAAAUGCCAACAGUUCUCAGAUUGAUCGUCACCUACUUCCUCUUAAACCUUCCACCAAUAUAUACUUCACCUGAUUAUUGUUGCCGUACAUGGAACGCCCAGUGUACGUAAAUCCUGCACCAGGUGAUUGUGUGGCCUGUCUCAUGUACUGUAUGUGUUUAUUGAAGUCUAGUGGACUUCUUGCAGCUGAUAGGUUCACUGGUGUGCCUGCUUUUGAUUGAUUAACUGGUGUCACGUGGCCUGUACUUGUUGGCGUGGUAGGUGCAUGGGUGGUGACGGCAGUAGUUUCUUGUGAAGAUUGCUGAGAUUGUUCCAUCGGUGAAUCUGAAGGUCUGCCUGAAGUAAUGAGAAUUUGAGAUACGUGAGCAGGCAGAAGGAUAUGUAAAUUAACCGAAUAGCUCUAUCAGUUCUAAAUUGUUCUACAAUGAACCCAGUAAGGCCCAUCUGUUGGCUAGUGUUACUUUAAGAACUAGAUGUACCUUGCUCUUUGUUUUGUUCAUUGGAAGAUGGUGUCUUUGGUGCAGCUACUAAUUGAUGAACAGUACUUGUCUGACUGAUGCGGGGUGCUUGUUCUCUUGCGUCUUGCUGAUCUCGUAAAUCUCCACCAUGAUUUUGCUGAUGUGAGGCUUGGUUCCUUGCUGACCGUCCUAACAUUGCGGUAGCUUGAGUAAAAACACGCGAAGUAGUAACCGUCUCUUGUCUGAGGUUCAAAGUUUGGUGGUCAUUCGAACUUGGGUCUGCUUGUAAUGAUCACUUCAUUGCUCUGUUGAAUUUCAUUCACUCUUGCUGGUUCGGUCAGGACUGCAAUAUUGUGUAUGAAUUCAGUGAAAACACUUACUAAUUAACUAUCUUAAUUUCUACUGGAUAACUCUAUCCGUUCUAAACAGUCCCCCAUAUAGCGGGUCCUGUAAGGGAUUGUUGCUCCAGUAUUGUUACAGAAGGAAACUGAGCUACCUUGGACCUACCCUGUACAUUUUCAUUGCUUUGAAUUGUUACACUACUCUCAUUUUCUGCCAAAUCCAUUUGUCUUUGAGUUUCCAUCUCCAAUUUAUUCUUCACAUCUUUCAAUUCUUGUACUUUUUUCCUUGCUUUAGUGGCUGUGCUUUCUGUAUCCAAGAACAGGCCAGCUCUUUUGGGGAUAUGGUUAAAAAAGUCAAACUGCAUAGAAUAAUUUUGGUCAGAAUGCAGAAGGUGCGUGUGGUGCUGGUGGCUCAUGUGGUUGUUGUUGCAUAUGUGCCUUUUACCUUUAAUUAAGGCCCAUUUCCACUCGAGAAAAAUUUCCACGAACAGAAAAUUUUCCGAAAAUAUUGUUAAAAGUUGAAAAUUUUUUCAACUUCAAAUUUUUUUCCGACGGAAAAUUUGUGUCGGCCAAUCACAUUUUACAAAAUUUUCUUUCUCCGGAAAAUUUUCCUGAGUGGAAAUGGACCUUUAUGACCGGGUUCAAUUCCUAUAAUACGCUGUCAUCUGAUUAAGUUAUUUUUUAGUCUAGUGUAAACAUCAAGGAUACAUCUUGAUUAUGCUUUCUGUUGCUGUCUCUGGAUUUCCUUGUAGAUAUUCUGUUUGAAAUAAAGAGAUUGAACGCUAUUGAGUAUUGUGCACUGUCGGGAUAUAUGAGAAUGAUGUUAUAUCGUAUGAAAAGAGUACGACUGCAAAGAAAUAUAUGGGUUCUUAUAGUAUAUUAUAUUCUUACAUAGGUGCAACCUCUAAAUAAUGGGAAAAGAGAAGGACAAAAAAGAAAUUCUUGCCUUGCAUAUGAGUUUUUUCAACCUCCAUUUCUAUGAUCUGUGAUUGGACCCUCGUAAUCUGCUCAGAUACCUCGCGAACUGAAAUAAUGUACGUCAUAAUAAAUCUAUAUUACAGUCAGUUCUUUACUACAUUCAGAACAAACAACACAAGUGAUUCCAGUUACCAGAAGCUUCAGUGUUCAUAGCUGUCUCUUUAACCUUCGACAAUUCUUUCGCCAGUGGGAUGUCCUCGUAUUUCCUGGCAUAUCUUGACCAAAUUUUCUCGUACUUCUCCACAUCUUCUUGGUGCUGUAAUCUACAGUAGGAUUGACCAUUCUACCAUCUUUAUUCAGUAAAUUACCAUAGCUAAUAUGGUGUUCAGGGCCGUUCGAUAUUUCAUUGUGACAGAGAAAGAGAGAUUUAUAAGAGAGAUUCCGUUUGACUUUCAUGCCUACCGCUACUGCCACCAUCAACCAAUCAGAUGUGUUUAAACCACGCGAUUAACCAAUCAAAUGCGUAUUAAGGUAGCGGUAGGGUAGUCAAAUCUUAUCCUCUCUAUCGACCUGGAGCCGGUUGUCCAAAAGCUGGUUAGCACAUUCCUAAGUGGUUAGCAUAGACUCCUAACAGCUUGUUUAUAAACUUAGAAAUACUUUUCCAGAGACGUUUUCUGGAUCAGUAAAAGUUUUAUUCUCUAACGUUAUAAAACAAACUGACCUGCAGAAAUGUACAAACCAAAGCAGUGGAUUAAAUUUGUAACCCAGGGUUAGCGUCAUCGUGCUUUAAUAAACCAGCGCCUGAAUACUUACAGUUGUGUUUGUCGUUCCAAGCUGAUCAUCUCAAAUUUCUUCCGUAAGGCUUCUUCAUGUUCAUCCAACACAGCAGAUGUCUUCUUUAAACUAUUUAAUGAGAACCUUAGGAUAUAGUACUUCUACUACUUAAAAAUCUGGCUACGUAGCUUGUCAGUACAUCAUGGUAAAAUUGGUUCUGUUACUUUUGAUUAGAAUUAUGCGGGUUGUGUAUUUUAUCCCUGGUAGAAAUGUUACUGAAUAAGAUAUCCUAUGUAAUGUAAUGUAAUGUAAUGUAAUGUAAUGUAAUGUAAGAUUGUAAUAGGAUCGUAUAUUAACUUUCAGGAUCUUCAGAAAAAUUUCCAACAAGGAUGAUAUACAAUUACCCUUCACAUAUCUCUCUGUUCUGCUUAAACUUGUUAUGUAGUUGCUUGGCUUCAACGUCAAGGUUUUUCGUGGAUUCUUCUAACUGUUCAGUCCAUGCGAUAGUUUCUUCAAUCUGUUUCUGGAAUUCUACGGAAUAAAGGUCAGAGUGAAAACGUGCGCCGUCUAAAUUGUUCUUUCUUCAGAUCUGGCAAAGCAAUCUCCUUGGAGAAACCCCACAGUGUUUGGCCAAACUUGAAAUACUCUUCUUCUCCAUGCAUGGGCUCAUAAUACACACCUGUUGAUCUUUGUCGUUCGGUGUCGAUGAGUUUCACCAUCUGCAAGUUCUCAGCCUCUGUACGAAUACAAACAUACCAUGUCUCAAUGUUAUCGUUGCACAAUCGUGGUUCAAAACUAGUGUUUAAUAUAUGGGCACCGCUAUUUUACCCAUUGACACUCCGCGAACGCAGGGCCGUAUAGCCACGGGUCCAGUCUGUCUGGUUUCAACCGAACUAUUUUCCGGAGCGCCGAAAAAAUGUGUUGAGCUGCUUUGCUCUUUGCGUCACUAUUAUACCAAGAGUUAACUUUAAUAGACGUUAUUAGGGAUAUUUAAAAGUAUUAUUAUUCUUUUCUGCUUUAUUCCGCACGUCAGAGCGAAGGAAAAACGCAGAUAGUAUGCCUCCGGUGGAGGAGGCUGGCGCAUUAUAUGCAUCCUAUAGCUACCAACCAAAUAUGGUGAUUUAAAUGCACUACGACAUGCAACUCUACCUGCAGUUUGAAGCAGUUUUUCAAGAUCUGCCGAUCCUUCUCCAAGCGAUUCUCUUCCUGGCGAAGCUGCAUCUGAAUAAACUUCAGGGUUUUCCAUAAUCUCUUGUGGUGUUCAGUUGUUAACUUUCUAUAGUAACUACAGCGUUCCUUAAAAAAAAAUUAAAUUGUCAACCACUCAGCCAUAGAUUUUUCUAGCUCUAUUUCAAUCAAUUUCUACUUACAGGAAGUAAAAUGUUGCAUUGAAUUUUUCUUUAAAUACUUGCUCGUAUGAAACUAUAUGCUAGAAGUCGUUGAUUAUAGUGUCAAAAUUUGUCAACAACUCGGCUAAUGGCCUCGUUUUUCAACAUAUCCUUUGCCUUUCACGAAAAAAACACUUAGAAACUUGCUUAAAAUGUUUAAAAAGCAUGUAAAAGCAUUACUUUCACCUUACCUUUCUUAUUUUCGUAUUUUCUUUUGUUAAAAAUAUUUCUUUUGUUUUAUUUUUUUACUAAGAUUAAUAAAAAAAUUAUAUUUUUAUAAAUUGGAUUUUAUUUUCCCGCCACUUUUCAAAUGCUUAGCAGCAUCUAGGAAUUAGCAGGGGUAAUUUUGGUUGGAUUACCAACUGCACGUCCAUAAUUUUAUUUGAAACGAAUGAAAAAAUGUUGUAUUUUGCACGUCUUUACUUUUAUAAACAAUUAUUACACAUUAUUUUGAGGAAAUUAUUGGUUUCUGUUUCUAAAUAUGCUUGAGAUAUGUUUAAUUUAAUUAAAAAUGAAAAUAAUUUUUCUGUUUUGUUCAUAUUUUUGCAGUUUUCAGAAUUGUAUGUCUAUCCCUAAAUGAGUAUGAAUUACCCUAUGCGUCCCACUGUCUUUAAAGUUCAAAGUGACAACAAAGUGCAAAAGUCGAUCGAGCGAUCAGAAAAAUCCAAAAUUUCCUCUGUUUUCUUCAAAAGACUCUUUGCUUGCUUCGAACAGAAGGUAUAGUUGUAAAUUAGAUAUUUAUUUCAAAAGAACGACCGAUUUGUGGCUAAUUUUAGCAAAGUUGGACAGCCUUGCAUGCAAAUUAUUAUGUAACUUCAUGUGUUGAAUCUGUUUAAAAUUUUAUAUGUUUGUUGAUGUAAAUUAUAAAUGUACACUGUGGACAAGGAUUCUGUCCGAGAGAGAUCUAAGGAGUGGUAAUCUGCAUGAGAAAUGCCCUUUCUUGGAGAUCUGUAGCUGUAAACUGUUCGCAAGUACUUCCUUGUGAUACCUGUGUACAUGUCAUGCAGCACGUCAGGGAAUAUUUGUCUUAAUACACACCUUUUAUACUAUAUAUGCAGUACUCUGCAGAUGAUUAUGUGCAAAAGUACAGCAAAACGUACUGUACAAAUCUAGAUGCUUGUGUUUGGUUAUAUUCCUUUUAAACCCUGGCAACUUUUGACUGCCAAUGUCCACAACUCUUAUCAACUUUGAGCUUAUUCAAGUUUUGAUGAGAGUUUUGGUAUGGUUUUGGUUUGCAUGAUAAUAUAUCCAGUCAACUGUCAUGCAACACUUGUUCUUAUAUGACUGGAGCAUUAGAGUUAAAGCCCUCACAUAAGCUUUAACUAUUCCUCUUUGCAUUAUCAAAGUGUGAAGUGUCAUGAUUAAUUGCAUAGCCUGAUAUAUAAUUUUUUGUAUGCAUAUUAAAAUCUAUGUUUGUCUUUCUACAUGUAACUUAGUUUGUACACAUCCAUAGAUGAUCACUUUGUGCUUAACUAGAUGGCUAUGAUAACCAGGAUCCAUGCAAGACAGAUUUUUGAUAGCCGUGGCAAUCCCACAGUAGAAGUUGAUCUCACCACAAGCAAGGGUAAGGGUAAAGGAGGGAUAUGCAUGUCACUUAUCAAGUAUCCAAAACCAGAUCUUCCAUGACAAAAUUCAGUUGAAGGGGAGGGGGACUAACAAAGCAAAUUCAAGAAACAAGCUUCCUAGAGCAUACAUCAAUUAAGCCUACCCAAUACAGGUGUAUGUCGUGUUGGCUAUAGAGCCUCAUUUUCGUGAUUGAGAUGUUAGGCUUUAAAUUAAUUAAUCUUACAUACAUGAAAACGAGGCUCUAUAGCCAAGAUGGCUGCUUUAGGGAAGGGUGUAUUAUCACCUGUCACAGUGUAACUUAAAAAUGCAGGAAAUUGUCUUUGAGAAACCAUAGAAAUUGCAUUGAUCAUGUUUUGAACAGGGUAUGCCAGUCAACUUGAUAAUCAAGGACCCCCCUCCCCCUCCCUGUAGGUUUGCACCAGGUGUGUUACUGCACCCUGUUUACACUUGCCCAUGCUCCUAUCCUAUCACCAUGCUGUUGCCAUUCUACUAUAAUACUGAUCGCUUUAUUAAACAUUGACCGCAGGUUUGUUUCGAGCUGCUGUGCCAUCAGGUGCUUCCACCGGUAUUUACGAAGCUUUGGAACUGAGAGAUAAAGACCCAGCUGCAUAUUUAGGAAAAGGUACAUCACUCACUAUAUGUACAGUCCACUCUAGUUUCUAUUAAACAGCACCCCCCUCCCUCUGAAGGAAUGUACAAUAACCAUCACCCUUUGACUGAAAUCUCUAUGAUCUAUGAUCAUCUAGAUAAGCUUGAGGCUUUUGGAAAAAUUGUCCUUUUUAUUAAUUAAAAUAUUGUUUAAAUCAGAUGAUCAUUUCGCCCCGCCCUCCCGUCUCAUCCUGAAUAAUUUAUUAUAAAUUGAUAUGAGCAGAUUUCAGGGUGUGGUCUGCACCCCUAUCCAAUCAAAAGGCAGGGGGUUUCACACUCCCUCCUCUGCAAUCUAGGCGUGGCUAGCUACUCAGCCUUCUUGCAAUCAAGGCUCAAAUAUCUACUUGUCCUUCCAAUCUCACCCUCACCCCCCCCCAAAAAAAAAAUCUCACAUCACCACCACUCCCACAUUUCCACUACUCAAGAAACAUAGUGGUAGUUAAACGAAUGACACCCCCACUCAACGAUAUUCUGAUAUGAAUAUACACUGUCUCUAACCAGGUGUACAGAAGGCUGUCUCCAAUGUGAAUACAGUUAUUGCACCAGCUUUACUGGGAAAGGUGAGAUAAUGAAAUUUUAGAUCAGGGUUAGAAGACAAAAUUGAUGCUUAUCAAAUGUGGCUACCGAGAUAGAAAAUUGUAACUCGCAUCAACAAAUAAGAAAACGUAAACAAUAGUCUGUGAUUGACCAAUUGUGCCACAAUCGGAAAUCACCAAUUGUUCAUGUCUACCAGUUGUUUGCCACAGCAAAAAGAGCUUCAAAUCAAAGCUAUCUUCAUUAUAUUCUUUUUUUCAGGGUUUUGAUGUCACUAAUCAAGAAGCCAUCGAUAAAUUUAUGAUCGAACUGGAUGGCACUGACAAUAAAGGUAAAAUUCCUCAUCGAGUACAAUAAAUGGACUUACGGUAUUAAUAAUUUUGAUAAUUGCUUGAUAUUAAAUCAUCUCUCUUCCGUAGGCAAGCUCGGAGCAAAUGCUAUUUUGGGUGUGUCUCUUGCUGUAUGCAAGGCUGGCGCUGCACAUAAGGUAAUUUAAUUAACGCAGCUUUGAAAAUAACUUUAAUUUACAAACUUCUAUUUAAAGACGAAGAAUUACGGGAACCACUGAGUAUUUAAUGAAAUACAACGGUAAUGCCGAAAAUGAAAUCGGUUUACCAGGGUUUUUUCUUGUAUUUCAUUCUUGAAUGUUGCACCAUAUGAUCAAUUAGGGACGUGCAAUUACUGGACUAUAGGGAGACUGAUUGAUUCAUGCAGUUUAAAAACGUUGGUAAAUUAGAGUUAAUUAUAAUGUCCUCCUGUAGAGACACGAAGGACCAAUAAGACCGAUUACACUUACUUGAUCAUUUGCGACGAAUUCCAUUACAGGAUAUGCCGCUGUAUCGUCAUGUUGCUGAUUUGGCUGGAAAUUUGAAGGUCGUCCUUCCUGUUCCGGUACGUAAGUUAACACGCAUUGCGGUUUUACAUUUGAUAAUCAUCUAUAACUGUCUUAUAUAUAAUUGCAUAUUUCAAGGCAUUCAAUGUGAUCAAUGGAGGAAGUCAUGCUGGAAAUAAACUGGCCAUGCAAGAAUUCAUGAUUCUACCAACAGGUGCGAAAUAUUGCUCGAAUGGUCUAUGCCAACGAAGGUAGUGAUCAUAACACCAGAAAGCUGCAGAUGGAGAGCGAUUCAACUGAAAAAUACCAAUACCAAAAUACCUGAAAAUACAACUUCGACGUUUCGAGCGAAGGCCCUUCGUUGAAGCACACAACAUUGAACAGGGAGUAGGGGGGUUAUGUUACCAUCGAUCCACGAAUAUUCUAGACCGCGAGCAGUCCCUCGUAAGAAAGGAGGGACCCGCCGACAACACAUCAAGAAACGAAAUACGUACGCCCACUUUUCGCUCUUGUCAAGUUGGCUCCGUCUUUGCAUAAACAUUACUUGUAUCCAGUAGGGACCGUUAAUGUCGUGUUUAUUUAUAAAAUCAACAUUCAGUCUAGAAAUUAUUUAUAGCAUAAUUACUACGUAUCAGAUUUGAUUGACAGGCGUAUCGAUUUCGACCAAUGGGAAUUUUGCGUUGUGUGGGCAACGCGUAUUUCGUUUCUUGAUGUGUUGUCGGCAGUCCCUUCUUUCCUUUCGCAAGCCCGGAAAUCUAAACCCGCGGAAAGGUGGGACCGCUCGCAGUCUACGGAUUUUGUCACUGAUUGUAGGUGCUGAAAGUUUUACUGAAGCGAUGAAAAUUGGAUGUGAAACAUACCACACGUUGAAGAAUGUUAUCAAGAAAAAAUAUGGUUUAGAUGGUAAGGAACCGAAACACUCUAUAGUCAGGAUGCAGAUGAAUAAAAUACCGAAUUAAUGCGGCAUAAAUGAAUAUGUUUGAAAAACGUUUUCUAGCCACUGCUGUUGGGGAUGAAGGUGGAUUCGCUCCUAACUUCCAAGAUAAUAAAGAAGGUAACUGAAAAAGUUGAUUUGUGCGGUUUGAUUAAUUGGCUGUAGACUCCUAGUCUGGGAUAUUGUAGAUGGGAAGAUAGACAGAAGAAUGGUUGAUUGGUUGGUAUGAGGGAGGACCAAGAAGGGAAGAAAGGAUACGUGGAAGGAAGGAGGAAAGGGAGGGGGGGAGGAAGGAAUGAAAGAAGGAACCGGAGGAUAGAAAGGUUGGAAGGAAGGGAGGAUGGAGAAAGGAUGCAUGGAUGGGGGGCGGGGGGUGGAUGGGUGAAAACACGAAAUGGAGGGGGGAAAGAGAGGGGGAAGGAAGAGUUGGAUGGAAGAUAGAAGAUAAAUGGAUGGAUGGAUAUAACGAACAGUAGUUAACAGUAUAUUUUGUUAACAGUAAUUUAUACUUAAUACUUGAUAGGUCUUGAAUUGCUCAAAGAAGCCAUUGCAAAAGCUGGGUAUACUGAUAAAGUUGAAAUUGGAAUGGACGUCGCUGCAUCAGGCAUGUCAUAGAAUUUUCUCUAUAUUAGAUAAGAUUUCAGUUGUUCCGCCCAACUUGUUGCGUUAAAAAUUAAAAAAUGAUAUUGUGUUGAUAUGUGAUUAUUGGUCUAUUCUGUUCAGAAUUUUACAAAGAUGGCAAGUAUGAUUUGGACUUCAAGAACAAAGAUUCUGAUCCGAGCAAAUGGGUAAGCAAUGUGGAAAUCCAUCUUGGAAUUCGUGGAGUGGUGACAAUUCCAAAACCUUAAAUAAUGGAUAGAAUUCUCAUCUCUGAUCUAUUUCAUUUCAGUACCACAGGGCUCACUUCUGGGGCAGUUACUUACUAAUUUUUCUCAAUAAAUGGUCACAAUCCUAAAUUUACGAUCUUCGUGUGGAGUACUACAGGGUUAUGUUUUAGGACCAUUAGUUUUCUUACUUACCACUUUUAUGUGAUCUACCUUAUUCUACUAAACAUUUAUCAAUCAAUGGUCGCAAUUCUGGAUCAAGAUAUAUUUCUUGUGGAGUACCACAGGGGUCAGUUCCUGGACCCAUACCUUUCUUUCUUACGUAGUACAAUUAGGUUCUGUUUUAAGUUUGAGUUUCAGUAUUGCAGGGUGCAAGGAUCAAUAUGGGCAUCCUCUGUCUUAUAUAAAUAUUGGUCUUCGUUUUUAGAUAACCGGUGAUCAACUCAGUGCCCUCUAUCAAGAGUUUAUUAACGAAUAUCCAG